AUGGAGAGCGGAGGGGCCCGGGAGGCACAGGGGGCCCAGCCCUCUGCCCCUCGGCCGCCCCCUCCCUCACCCGCAGAGCAGGCGGCCCCGGCCCCCAGCGCCCCUCGCAUCCGGCCUCGACUGGUGUUCCACACCCAGCUGGCGCACGGCAGCCCCACGGGCAAGAUCGAGGGUUUCACCAAUGUCCGGGAGCUCUACGCCAAGAUCGCCGAAGCCUUCGGCAUCUCCCCUACCGAGAUCCUGUUUUGCACUCUCAACAGCCACAAGGUGGACAUGCAGAAGCUGCUGGGAGGCCAGAUUGGGCUGGAGGACUUUAUCUUUGCCCAUGUACGUGGUGAGACCAAGGAGGUGGAAGUCACUAAGACGGAGGAUGCGUUGGGCCUCACCAUCACAGACAAUGGGGCAGGCUAUGCCUUCAUCAAGAGGAUCAAGGAAGGAAGCAUCAUUAACCGGAUCGAGGCAGUAUGUGUGGGAGACAGCAUUGAGGCCAUCAAUGACCAAACCAUCGUGGGCUGCCGACACUAUGAGGUGGCCAAGAUGCUCCGGGAGCUGCCUAAGGCUCAGCCCUUCACCCUGAGGCUGGUGCAGCCCAAAAGGGCCUUUGAUAUGAUAGGCCAGAGGACCAGGAGCAGCAAGUGCCCUGGGGAGGGGAAAGUGACCAGUGGGAGGGAGACUCUUCGCCUCCGAGCCCGGGGUUCUGCUACAGUGGAGGAGGUGCCCAGUGAGUUUGAGGAGGAGGCUGCUCGAAGGGUGGAUGACCUGUUGGAGAGUUACAUGGGCAUCCGGGACCCAGACCUGGCCUCAACUCUGGUGGAGACCUCCAAAGAAACUCAGAGCGCUCAGGAGUUUGCUCGAGGCUUGGACUCCGUCUUGGGCGAGUUUGCCUUCCCGGACGAAUUUGUGGUGGAGGUGUGGGCAGCGAUAGGAGAGGCCAAGGAAGCCUGCGGCUAGGCAGGUCACUGGCCCAGAACCCUGGAACCCAGGGUGGCCCAGAAACCCUGGGCAGGCCCCCGGCUGUUCGACCCAGGCCCAGGACCCCCAGCAC
Molecule: messenger RNA, 1045 nt
Organism: Gracilinanus agilis (Agile Gracile Mouse Opossum)
Lineage: Eukaryota; Metazoa; Chordata; Mammalia; Didelphimorphia; Didelphidae
Gene: GIPC3
Product: GIPC PDZ domain containing family member 3
Exons: 6
Coding region: 1-951 (316 amino acids)
Molecular function (GO): protein binding
Source: RefSeq, a predicted model, not a curated record